Messenger RNA from Sycon ciliatum, 711 nucleotides. Its product is annotated as transcription factor BTF3 homolog. The record is from RefSeq and is a predicted model, not a curated record. NCBI's taxonomy places the organism in Eukaryota, Metazoa, Porifera, Calcarea, Leucosolenida, Sycettidae. The coding region runs from base 129 to 584 and encodes 151 amino acids. Gene Ontology annotation, cellular component: nascent polypeptide-associated complex; cytosol. The transcript has 8 exons.
GUCUAGUCGUGAUAGAGGACUUACGCAUAGUUUCUUGGCCUGUCCUAGUUUCACCUCCUAGCCUUUGCCGUGACUUUCCACAACAACAGUUUCUAUCAGUACACGUUUCCUUCUGUGCUGCUGUCACCAUGAAUCCGGAAAAGCUCAAGGCAAUGCAGGACCAAGUCCGAAUCGGCGGAAAGGGAACUGCUCGCAGAAAGAAGAAGGUCAUGCACAAGACGUCCUCGUCCGAUGACAAGAAACUUCAGAACCAUCUGAAGAAGAUGGGCAUGAACAGCAUCCCCGGAAUCGAGGAAGUCAACAUGUUCCAGGAUGACGGAAAUGUUCUCCACUUCAACAACCCGAAGGUGUCCGCCCUCAUCCCAGCAAACACUUUCUCCAUCAGUGGACCUUCUGAGACAAAAUCUUUGGCUGAGCUUCUCCCCAACGUCCUCUCACAACUCGACCCACAGAGCCUAUCUGGUUUGAAGAAGCUCUUUAGCAGCCCAGCUGCCAAGAACGGAAGCAUCCCAGAAGCCGCCAACGAGCAGGAAGAUGUCCCAGAGUUGACCGGAGACUUUGAAACUGUCGCCGAAUCUUCGUAAUUGCCGCACACCACCAUGCCGAGUUGAGAAUCACAUUAGGUUUUAUGGAUAACUCCCCUCUCUUCUUACGUUUCUCCAAUUCCCUCUGAAAUCUUUUGUGGUGAUGAAGAGACUUGAAAAGACCAAA